GCAGCGCCAGAAUGCAAACCGCGUUCCCAAACGACCCCUUAAGAUGGCAAAGCCUCUCUCUCUCUCACUUAAACACACCAUGAUCAAGAAGGUGUUAGCCUUUGUUUUCAUCAUCUUCUCUAUAGCUUGUAAUGCCAAGAAAGAAGACUGCUACCCUUCUUCUUGUGGAGUUAUCCCCAACAUCAGCUACCCAUUCUACUUAAAUUCCGAUCCUGCUCACUUUAGUAACUGUGGUUACAUCAACCUCUUCUGUGAAGACAAUCGGACAGUUCUGUUUAAUUUAUCAGUAAAAUACUAUGUCGAAGAGAUCUCAUAUAUUAAUCAGGAGAUCCGAGUCGUCCAUGCCGGUUUACAAAGAAAUAGUUGCUUUCCACUACCUCAAAAUUCCUAUAUGCAGACUUUCGGAUACUCAUACCAGUGGGAUCCUGCUACCCCAAUGGAAGAUGUUAUAUUUGUGAAUUGUUCUCAAUCAAUAGACGAUCCUUCGUAUAUAACUGCUCUCCCUUGCCUCAACAAAUCAACUAGUUCGUUUCUAUAUGUCCUUGUCGGCCAGAGGUCUGUGUCUGAUCUCGAGUUUUCUUGCGAGAAAGUAGCAGCUUCCCUAGCAGCGGGUGAAAAUCUUGGGAAUAAAUCUUACCUUGAAAUUCACCGUAUAUUGUUGAUGGGUUUACGCCUAAGAUGGUAUGAAUAUCAUUAUCGAGGUGUUGAACGGUGUCCACGAUUCACCACAUCGCCUUACUGCUUCUUCGAAGGAGUACUUUUCUUCAUACAAGGUCAUUUUCGCUAUGACUGGAUCCCAGUUAUAGAACGCAUUAUGAUCCCAAGAACUUCGAUUGGGAUAUUUUGCCUAGCUAUCUAUUUGAUCUACAAGUUAAGAAGGAGGCAUUUGUCAAUGGAUGAGACGAUCGAAGCGUUUUUAAGUAACUACAAGACUCACAUUCCUAAGAGAUACUCAUACUGGGGUAUUCUUAUGAUGACAAACCGAUUCAAAGAAAAAUUAGGACAAGGAGGCUUUGGCUCUGUUUACAAAGGGAAGCUUCCAAAUGGUCAUCUUGUCGCGGUAAAGAUGUUGGCUAAAUCGAAGGGCGAUGGGCAGGAUUUCAUCAACGAAGUUGCCACCAUCGGAAGGAUUCAUCAUGUCAAUAUAGUGCAACUAAUAGGAUUCUGCGCGGAGGGAUCUAAAAGGGCUCUCAUCUAUGACUUCAUGCCAAAUGGAUCUCUAGACAAACACAUUUUCUCACAAGAAGGGACAGCCAGCCCUUUGAGUUGGGAGAAGCUACAUGAGAUCGCAUUAGGAAUAGCUCGUGGGAUCGAGUAUCUGCAUCGGGGCUGCGACAUGCAGAUUCUACAUUUCGACAUCAAACCUCACAACAUUCUUCUCGACAAGGACUUCAUACCCAAGGUUUCAGACUUUGGUCUCGCGAAAUUCUUUCCAACAGAUGAUAGCAUUGUGUCGGUCACAGCUGCCAGGGGCACGAUAGGGUACAUGGCACCUGAACUCUUUUACCAUAACAUAGGAGGUGUGUCCUACAAGUCUGAUGUUUACAGUUUUGGAAUGUUGUUGAUGGAAAUUGCUGGGAGGAGGAAGAAUCUAAAUGCUUUUGCAGACAAAUCGAGCCAAAUCUACUUCCCGUCAUGGAUUUAUGAUCGUCUCGAGCAAGGUGGAAAUGUGGAAUUGGAGGAUGCUACGGAGGAUGAAAAGAUAUUGGCAAAGAAGUUUAUUAUAAUUGCACUGUGGUGCAUACAAAUGAAGCCUACUGAUCGUCCUUCAAUGAGCAAAGUUGUCGAGAUGCUAGAAGGAAGUGCAGAACUUCCACAAAUGCCACCCAAGCCUUUUCUGUCUUCUCCGCAACGGGUGCCUAAGGAAGACGAUGAAGCUACUACAAGUGCCUAAUGAAAAUCAAACUAUUCAACUGUUUGAUUCACUCUCACAAUAUUUUAAAUAUACAGUUAGAUUAUUUAAUGAAUUAGGGCUGCAUUUGGACAUUCAAUUGAAUAGAAUUGUAAUAAUAUUACAAUUCAAUUCAACAGAGUAAUUUACCACAUUUUAUUCAUAGUGAAGGAUUCACCUCAAAUUGAAAUUAGUGUUGUUUCAGUAACAGCUUGAAAUGCUUGAAAUUUCAAUUAGGGUUUUGCUCCUCAUUAUGAAUUAAAACAGUGGUAUCCACUUUGGCCAUUUCUUCAUAAUGAAUUGAGUGAAUUGCAGUUCAGUUCAAUUGAGAAUCCAAACACAGCCUAGAUCAUUAGAACAAUAGGAUGCUUUUAGUAUCAGAAGAAUAGUGCUAGUGUGCUUGCUGUUAUCUUCUCAACUUUCUUGUAAGGUUCAUGACAGUGCAUUUCUUGUUAUACAUGUCUGUUCCAACAGUCCCAAACCCAGUAAGAGGACUCUUAUUUAGCAAUGAAUAUCUGUUUACUUUGCA
Magnolia sinica is the source of this 2420-nucleotide messenger RNA. Its product is annotated as rust resistance kinase Lr10-like. The coding region runs from base 44 to 1894 and encodes 616 amino acids. The record is from RefSeq and is a predicted model, not a curated record. Gene Ontology annotation, molecular function: polysaccharide binding; protein kinase activity; ATP binding. The transcript has 4 exons. Gene Ontology annotation, biological process: protein phosphorylation. Lineage: Eukaryota; Viridiplantae; Streptophyta; Magnoliopsida; Magnoliales; Magnoliaceae.